AUGCUUCCAGGAUUUGAUUUAGAAGGUGGUGUUGGAGGUGUUGGUGCUGCUGGUGGUUCUUUUUUUCUUUGUACUGAAACUUGGCCUAGAUGCUUUGUAAUUAAACAGGUUAAUGAUUUGGAUGGUGCUAUAAAAGAAGUUCAACAAUCCGAGGAGAAUGAAGAAAAAGUCCCUGAAACUUUGUCGGCUCCGGGACAACAUCAUUAUCAAUCUAAUAAUAAUUGUAAUAGUUCUAAUGCUUCCCCAUUUUUGCCGAUGCUGCCUUGGUGGUUCACAGCAGAAUGUCGUCAUCAAUUACUUUCUGUCCCAGGACCCGAACAAUUUAUUCGUUCAAAUACGCCUGAACAACGACCCCCUUCAAGUAUUUGUGGUGCUAUUCCAAUGAAUGAAGAACAACUUAGGGCUAGACUUACAAAACAAUUAGAAUUUUAUUUUAGUCGAGAAAAUUUAAUUAAUGAUCGUUAUUUACGUUGUCAAAUGGAUGCUGAUCAAUACGUCCCAAUAAAAAUUGUUGCAAAUUUUCCAAAAGUUGCACAAUUAAGUACAGACUUUGAUUUGAUUGUAAAUGUGCUUAAAUCUUCCUCACAAGUACAAGUUGAUGAAAGUGGGACAAAAGUGCGACCAAUGUCGAAACGAUGUACUAUUAUUUUGAGAGAAAUUCCACAAAAUGCUGAUGAAAAUGAAGUAAAAUCAAUGUUCCAAAGUGAAGAUGGCCAAUGUCCCCCAUACCUUUCUUUAGCUUAUGGUCUAAAUGAUAGUUGGUAUGUAACAUUUCAAACAGAAGAAGAAACUCAACAAGCAUUCUUUCAUCUUCAGACAUUGGGGAAAACGUUUAAUGGAAAGCCUGUUUUUGCGCGUAUAAAAAAUGGCGGGGCACCCAUUGGAGCUGAUCACAGACACAGUCCAGAUGUUCAUCAACAAUUGUUACGUUUUUCAGAAAAUGGAUUACACGGACAACUAAUAAUUCAUGAUUUGGAUAUUGAACGUUCAACAACACCAAAUUCACAGCAACAUUUACGUCCAUGUGAGAGAGGAGGUGGAGGAGGUUUUUUUAGAUUUUCCAAGUAA
Molecule: messenger RNA, 1068 nt
Organism: Meloidogyne enterolobii
Lineage: Eukaryota; Metazoa; Nematoda; Chromadorea; Rhabditida; Meloidogynidae
Source: the annotation of a GenBank genome assembly